UUUCCGUUCACUCGCAUCGUUGUGCCUGAAGUGCUGAGUUCUUCUCACGAAGCUAAGGCCUUUUAAUCCGGCGACUAGCACCAUCAAAUUUAGGCAUCCACGUCUGAAACCUUAACCUGCUGACAGAACAAUGGCAUCUGUGUCCGAGUUGGCCUGUAUUUACUCCGCUCUCAUCCUCCACGAUGAUGAAGUGACAGUUACGGAGGACAAGCUCAACGCUCUGAUCAAAGCUGCUGGUGUGACCAUUGAGCCUUUUUGGCCCAGUCUCUUCGCCAAGGCUCUGUCCAGCGUUGACAUCGGCAGUCUGAUCUGUAACGUUGGUGCAGGUGGUGGAGCCGCUCCUGCGGCCGCAGCCGCCCCAGCAGGUGGAGACGCUCCAGCCAAGGAGGAGGAGAAGAAAGAGGAGAAGAAAGAAGAGUCCGAGGAGUCUGAUGACGACAUGGGCUUCGGUCUUUUUGACUAAAACAGUUGUUUUUAAUAAAAACUGAAAAAAAAUGGUAUAA
This is a messenger RNA of Xyrauchen texanus (razorback sucker), 503 nucleotides long. Its product is annotated as 60S acidic ribosomal protein P1. The record is from RefSeq and is a predicted model, not a curated record. Lineage: Eukaryota; Metazoa; Chordata; Actinopteri; Cypriniformes; Catostomidae. The transcript is spliced from 4 exons. Gene Ontology annotation, molecular function: protein kinase activator activity; ribonucleoprotein complex binding; structural constituent of ribosome. Bases 131 to 463 code for a protein of 110 amino acids. Gene Ontology annotation, biological process: cytoplasmic translation; translational elongation. Gene Ontology annotation, cellular component: ribosome; cytosolic large ribosomal subunit.